Messenger RNA from Vollenhovia emeryi, 1726 nucleotides. RefSeq names its product baculoviral IAP repeat-containing protein 3-like. The transcript has 8 exons. Bases 108 to 1343 code for a protein of 411 amino acids. Lineage: Eukaryota; Metazoa; Arthropoda; Insecta; Hymenoptera; Formicidae. The record is from RefSeq and is a predicted model, not a curated record. Gene Ontology annotation, biological process: regulation of cell cycle. Gene Ontology annotation, cellular component: spindle microtubule; nucleus; cytoplasm.
AACCAAACAUUGCACAAUUGUACAGUAUACAUAUUCGGUAUGCUGAUACGGGUAUAGCGGUAGUUUUUGUGUUAUGUGAGGUACGUUCUGCCUCUCUGUAUAAGACAAUGUGGGAGAAAAUUGUUUCACUUGCACCUGGUUUAAGUGAAAAUCUAAAAUUUAUUAUGUCAGAUUAUGAAAAGGCAGCUAUAACAGUAAUGAAUGAACAAUUUCCAGUUGCUUCUAUUCAUGGCUGUUGGUUUCAUUACUCACAGGCGCUUUAUAGAAAAUGGCAACGCCUGCAGUUAAAAAGUGCACCUCGCGAAUUGUUAUCUAUGGCCAUGUCUAUGGCAUUAGCACCUAGUUCUUUAUUUAUGGAUUCAUUAAACAUUAUGCAAAUUGUUGCAGAUCGCAUUUCUGUAACUUAUCCAAAUGUAUUAUUAUUCAUGGCUUAUUUGCGUAGUACUUGGCUACCUAUAGCAUCCAAAGUAUCUGUGCAUAAUUGUCCUGUUCGUACAAAUAACUUAGUGGAAAGUUUCCACCAUAUUGCGAAUCAAAAAAUUGGUACAAAACCAAAUCUAUGGGUAUUUUUAGAACAUUUAUCGGAAAUUAUAUCAAAUCAAGAAAUUGAUUAUUCUCGAUUGCGAAAUAAUAUACGUGUUAGACGAGCACGCACACGAUUUAAUAAGGAAAAAAAUAUUCAAAUUAAAGAAGGACAAAAUGCUCUUAUGAAUGGCGAUAUUUCUUUAGAACAUUUUUUACGUAUGUUUUCACGCUUUAAUGAACAUUAUCAACAACCAGAAUUACUACUUGAAGCCAAUGAUAAUGAAGAAAUAGAUGCGAGUUUACUUUCAGAUAGAAUUCCAGAAUCAGCUGAAAGUAGAUAUCCUCAAAAUUUUCGUCAAAGACGACGUCGUUCUCGUAAUAAUGUACUAACAAUAAGACAAGAGGGAGUUUCUCCGUCCAUUGAAUCUUCAGAUGUUCCAUCAGAGGAGCAACAUUUAAAUGUUAAUCAAAAUUCUGCAGGAGAGCAAAGCACUAAUGACCACAUGAUUGAAAAUAGGACAAAUGAUGAAGAAAUUUAUAGAAUACCAGAGGAUGAUUAUUCUUUUUUUGAUGAGAGUCUUACGUCACCUGAAACAACAUUUUAUAAGAUAUGCGAUGUACAAAAACUUAUUGAUGAUAAUAAAGAACCACAACCAGCAGGUAGCUGCAUCAUAUGCUUAAGUAAAAAAGCAUUAUAUGUAUUUGUACCAUGCGGACAUUUAUGUGUGUGUGACAGCUGCAGUAAUAAUAUAAUGCACAAGAGAUGUCCAAUGUGCAAUCUACCUUACGAUAACUGCAUAAAAACAAUUUCAUCUUAAAGAAAGGUGGGUAAAAAAUGCCUAAGGCUUAUUAUAUGUACAUUCAAAUUCUAUUUGAUUUAGCAAUUUCAUUUACAAACAAUUAUUAUUAUCAAACAGUAUUCAUCUAGAGAUAUUUUGAAUACAGGAUGUCCUACUUUAAAUGCAACAGCAGAACAUCUCGAAAACGACAAAAUAUUGUAAACAAUUUAGCAAAACUUUUCAGGUUUUGAGAAGAAUAGUGAUAAUAGUAUGACCUUGAAAAUGUAAAAAAAUAUAAAAAUUUUACUACAUUUUGCAAUUACAUUGAUCCAACUAUGUGUAUAUUAGUAUUAGUAUCACUUUACCUUAUCAAUUUAUUGGUAAUAUUAGUAUUAGUAUCACUAUCAAUUCAUUAGUAAUAU